AUGAGAUUUACCGCACUUACUCUUUUGGCCCUGGGUGCCUCAACCUCUGCCUACGUUGUGCCAAACAACAAGCAAGCCGUUGACAAUGCUGUCAAGGCACGCAUGCCAGGAAGCGGACCUGUCCACACAUCCAACCUCGUUGCUGCACUUGCAGACCGUGGAGUCGAAGCCCGUCACCACAAGGGCAAGGGUGGAAAGGCUGGCGGUGCCGGUGCUGGUGCCGGUGGCGCCGGCGCCGGUGGCUUAGCCAAGCUCUUCGGCCGUGAUGCUGAAGAGUUGACCCAGGAAGAGGACGAUGCUCAUUGGGCCGACCUCCACACUCGCUCUCCUCAUCACAAGGGCAAGGGCGGAAAGGCUGGAGGCGCUGGAGCCGGAGCCGCUGGCGCUGGCGGCUUGGCCAAGCUUUUCGGCCGUGAUGCUGAAGAGUUGACCCAAGAAGAGGACGACGCUCACUGGGCCGACCUCCACACUCGCUCCCCUCACCACAAGGGCAAGGGCGGAAAAGCUGCUGGAGGUGCAGGUGCCGGUGGCCGAGGCAAGCUCAACAACCGCCAGGCCGAAGAGCUCACCCAGGAGGAGGACGACGCUCACUGGGCCGACCUCCACACUCGCUCUCCCCACCACAAGGGCAAGGGCGGCAAGGCUGCCGGCGGAGCUGGUGGCCGAAAGGUCAACAACCGCGAAGCCGUGCCCGAGCCCCAUCACAAGGGUAAGGGAGGCAAGGCUGGAGGUGCUGGCGGAGCCGGUGCUGGCGGUUUGGCCAAGCUCUUCGGACGUGAGCCUGAGCCACACCACAAGGGCAAGGGAGGCAAGGCCGCUGGUGGUGCUGGUGGAAAGGCCAAGCUCAACAACCGCGAGGCUGUCCCCGAACCCCAUCACAAGGGCAAGGGAGGUAAGGCUGCUGGUGGCGCUGGUGGUGCUGGUGGUGCUGGUGGUGCUGGUGCUGGCGGUUUGGCCAAGCUCUUCGGACGCGAGCCUGAGCCGCACCACAAGGGCAAGGGAGGCAAGGCCGGAGGUGCUGGCGGUGCUGGCGGCAAGGCCAAGCUCAACAACCGUGAGGCUAUGCCUGAGCCUCACCACAAGGGCAAGGGAGGAAAGGCUGGAGGUGCCGGCGGCAAGAACAAGCAGAACAACUAG
Molecule: messenger RNA, 1137 nt
Organism: Alternaria conjuncta
Lineage: Eukaryota; Fungi; Ascomycota; Dothideomycetes; Pleosporales; Pleosporaceae
Exons: 2
Coding region: 1-1137 (378 amino acids)
Source: RefSeq, a predicted model, not a curated record